This is a messenger RNA of Aaosphaeria arxii CBS 175.79, 1080 nucleotides long. RefSeq lists its product as uncharacterized. The record is from RefSeq and is a predicted model, not a curated record. The coding region runs from base 1 to 1080 and encodes 359 amino acids. The transcript is spliced from 7 exons. Lineage: Eukaryota; Fungi; Ascomycota; Dothideomycetes; Pleosporales.
AUGCGCUGGACCACCUUCGUCAUUCUGCCCACGCUGGCCACAGCGCUCCCUCAAUGGCUCAAGCGUCAAGGAGGAACUACCAUGUUGCGAUUUGGAUGUGCACAGGUUGUCAUCGAUCGUCUCGACCCGCUGGUUAAUCCUGGUCAGAUCCCAUCGCCUCAUGUUCAUCAGAUCGUCGGAGGAAACGCAUUCAACGCCUCCAUGACAACUGGAGACGUCUCUGGAGGAGCAUCGUGCACUACCUGUCGCUUCUCAGAUGACUUUUCAAAUUACUGGACAGCAAAUCUUUACUUCAAGGCCCGAAACGGCAGCUACAAGCGUGUGAAGCAACUAGGCGCUGCUCGCCAAUUCAACGAUGACUUCAGCACCAAGAUCGACGGUGGAGUCCUAGUUUACUACGUCUCUGCUCAGCCCGGCAAGAUUACUGCCUUCAAGCCUGGUUUCCGUAUGCUUGUUGGUGACCCAGCCAGGCGCACAGCCGACCCAGCAUUGAAGAGGCACAACUGCUUCCGUUGCUACACCGGUCCCAACUUUGGAGGUGACACUUCUGCACCUUGCAUGGACAACAAGAUCGAUACUCAAAAUCUUCCCAAGGAUGUUUGCAAAGGUGGCAUUCGUUCCAACAUCCAGUUCCCCACCUGCUGGGAUGGCAAGAAUCUUGACAGCCCCGACCACAAGUCACACGUCGCCCACCCAACCUCUGGCCCAGCCAACUUCCUUAGUCUUGGUGGAUCUUGCCCAUCUACCCACCCAAUCAGAAUCCCUCAACUCAUGUAUGAAGUAGUCUGGGACACCACUCCAUUCAACAACAAGGCCGAGUGGCCAGCGGAUGGCUCUCAGCCAUUCUACUUCAGCUAUGGCGACAACACUGGAUACGGACAACAUGCCGAUUACGUCUUUGGCUGGAAGGGCGACUCUCUCCAGAAGGGAAUGGAUGCUUCUAACUGCAUGGGAGCCUCGUGCAAGGACAUGAAAGUUCAGACCAUCGACCAAGCCAAGAAGUGCAGUGUCAAGACCACCGUCAAGGAGGACAACGAUGGCUGGAUCUCUCAACUGCCAGGGGGUGAAAUGCCAAUGUAA